Messenger RNA from Cladophialophora immunda, 1149 nucleotides. RefSeq lists its product as uncharacterized. Bases 1 to 1149 code for a protein of 382 amino acids. NCBI's taxonomy places the organism in Eukaryota, Fungi, Ascomycota, Eurotiomycetes, Chaetothyriales, Herpotrichiellaceae. The transcript has a single exon. The record is from RefSeq and is a predicted model, not a curated record.
AUGCCAGCUGUUCAAGGACACUGCGAUGAGAAAUUCCACGAGGUCAAAGAUCUGCUGCAGAAAUACAUAGACUCAGGCGAGGAACUCGGUGCCUCCAUCGCCGUCAACUUGAACGGGAAAGAUGUGGUUGAUAUCUGGGGAGGCUACGCCGACCAAGACCGAAAGCGACCUUGGGAAAAGGAUACCAUCACCAAUCUCUUCUCCACCACCAAGACCAUCGCAGCCUUCGCCGUCCUCGUCCUGGUCGAUCGAGGUGCGCUCAGCGUGAAUGACAAAGUAUCCAAAUACUGGCCCGAGUUCGCCGCGAACAGGAAGCAAGACAUUGAAAUCCGCCACAUUCUGUCCCACACCUCUGGGGUGGCUGGGUUCGACACUCCUCUCACUGUCGAGGAAAUCUGCGACUCACCCAGAGUCACCGCACUGUUGGCCGAGCAGGCCCCAUGGUGGGAACCUGGCACGGCAUCAGGAUACCAUUCAUUCACCCAGGGCUACUUGAUCGCAGAGGUUGUCCGGCGGGUAACAGGCAAGUCACUCAAACAGUUCAUCGCUGAAGACAUUGCCACUCCUCUCAAUGCCGAUUUCCAGCUGGGUUGUUCAGAGAAAGACGAGGCGCGCAGGUCGAACGUUAUCCCGCCGCCACCGGCUGGGCCUCCCCCCUUGGAACCUGCCUCGAUUGGGUUUCGAGUCAUGACGAACCCGCCCAUGCGAGCCGAGUUUGCAAACAGUGAGCUGUUCAGAAAGGCUGAAAUCGGGGCCGGGAAUGGGCACAGCAACGCCCACGGAGUCAAUCGCAUCCUGUCAGUCAUCUCCAUGAAUGGCCAAGUCGACGGUAAACAGUUCAUUUCUCCACAGACCAUCGACCUCAUCUUUAAAGAACAAUCAAACGGGCUGGAUCACGUCCUUGCCUUUGGAGCACCCAUACGCUGGGGCAUUGGCUUCGCUCUCCCGACCCAAGGCACUUGGAUUGACUGGCUGCCCUCGGGAAGAGUGUGUACCUGGGGCGGAUACGGCGGGUCGAUGGCAGUGGUGGACUUGGACAGGAAGCUGACCAUUUCGUAUGUGAUGAACAAGAUGGACAAUGUUGGCCUGGGCUCGGACAAGGCAAGGGUCUAUAUUGCAGCGAUAUAUAAAGCCUUGGGAGUGUCUUGA